GAAAUUUCCGCCGUGACUCGAACCCAUGUCCCUUGCGGUUGGUCACGUGACGUGUCCGGGGUGGGGUUGACGAAGGGGGGUUGGAGAACAGCCCUCACAGCCUGUCGCCGUCCUCACCUGGCAUGAGAUAGACGCUCUCUCGAACCUCUGGCCAUCUUACCUUCGUACUGUCAUGCGAUACGUGAGACUAGUCUUCGGCAUAUACUUGCGCUCAGCUUGCACCUCGUCGGACUAGAACAUGACGUUGUGGGGGUCUUGAACAACGACGUCAUCCCAUGGGGGCAGACGAAGAUCGACGCGCAUGCAAGGUUAGGGGCUCGCGCAUCACCCAGUGUCUGAGACUUGCUCAUCGACAUAAAUUUCGGGCCUGAACCAUGGUCAAGCCCAUACCAAUCUCACACUCCAACCACAAUGUUCUCUGCACUUGCAUCCAUGCCUGCGACCGAGAUGGCCCUCCCGAGGACCUUCCCGCUCUUCUUGUUGCCGAGGCACAUUUCCACUACCCCCUCGAAGAAGGCUUCCGCCAUCCGGAAGGCUUCCAUCUCAUCUGUGGACUCGCGUGUCUCCUCGUCCACGUCCUCAUCUGAGGCGUCAUCCGAGGUCGAGAUGCCGACAGCGAGCGCAGUUGCAACCAGGGCCUUCUUCGAGCGCGAAGUAGUGCUGACGGAGGAUCAACUCCACAAUCCUCCUGCCGCACUCUUAGAUCACUCGGCUGAUUCCUUGCACGCCGAGUCCCCUGCGUCACCGAGCAGCGUUGUCACCAACGUCUGCUUCUGCAGGGAAGUCAUCCUGACCGAGGAGGAUUUGAAACAAUCACCCUCUCCACCCAAAUCUCCUCGCUUCCGAAACAUGCUUUCCCGUUUUGCCCGCCGUAGGAGGUCGUCGUGUUAGAGGCCGACUCCGGUCGAUCCUUCGAUCCUCGUCCGGGACGUGCCGCUCGUCGUCGAACACGUCGAUGUGCCGUUCCUUUCCAAAGGACCGGCACCUGCUGUCCCGACAGCGGCUAGGCGGAGUCGGCGUAACUCGCUGUUCAUCACGAGCGCGGCCAAAUCCGACGCUGUGUGCGAAGGAUGGUGACCCGGAACUAGUUAGCCUGCAGUAUCUGCUUUUCAUAUAAAUCCCACACAAAUGCUUUUGCAUCACCACGACCUUUGUGAGGCAUGGUUUGCUUCACCCUGAUUCAGUUUCACUUUGCUCUUCUCCUCUGCAAAUCGAACAGUCAUACACUUCAUCAGCGUGAUGUGGUUUCCGAAUAUG
Messenger RNA from Mycena citricolor, 1257 nucleotides. The record is from the annotation of a GenBank genome assembly. Lineage: Eukaryota; Fungi; Basidiomycota; Agaricomycetes; Agaricales; Mycenaceae.